This is a messenger RNA of Eutrema salsugineum, 905 nucleotides long. RefSeq names its product 60S ribosomal protein L18a-like protein. The coding region runs from base 219 to 710 and encodes 163 amino acids. The transcript has 5 exons. Lineage: Eukaryota; Viridiplantae; Streptophyta; Magnoliopsida; Brassicales; Brassicaceae. The record is from RefSeq and is a predicted model, not a curated record.
CCGGUUUAAGGUCCGGGUUGUAAAUCCAGUUAACGAGCCCUUCCUUGUCUUUUGAGUCCUUCUCUCGUUUCCUUCCUCAAGUCUCCUUCUCUUCCGUCUUUACAUCGCCGGUUGAUCCGCCUUUAGCCAUCGGUAAACGCAGCGGAUUAAUUGGAUAAUUCUCAGGUAAUCUGCGUCACGCCGUUGUGAGCUAAAUUUAGGGUGAUCGGAUCUCAAUCAUGGACGAGGAGGCAGCAAAACCUAGAGACUCCUCCACCGUAAAUCAGCAGCAUCAAUACUAUUACGGAACGUUUCAAGGCGUCGCAAAUUAUCAUCCUCCGGCUCCGCCACCGCAACUGCUACCUCUGCCGCAGCAUCCGGUGGCUAAGAAUCCCUUGUUUCAGGGGCAUGGUUAUCAGAAUGUCCAAGGUCCUGGUGGUGGUUUUUUGAAUUAUGCUCAAGGAUUCCCAGUUGUUCCUGAAUACACAGUGGUUGAGGUGAGACCUAUGAGAGAGCAUGACCUUCCUUGCUGUGGCUUUGGCAUGGGCUGGUUCUUGUUUAUAAUGGGCUUCUUGUUCGGUGGGAUUCCUUGGUACCUCGGUGCUAUUAUUAUUCUAUGCACGUCUCUUGAUCACCGUGAGAAGGCAGGUUACGUUGCCUGUGCAAUCGCAUCCGUUGUCUAUUCGAUUGCCGUAAUGCUCGGGAUGGCUGGGAAUGUUAGCAUCUGGUGAACGCUGCUUUCCAAAAUCACAACUCAGUCCUACAUAUAUUACACGUACAUUGUAGAUAUGUCAAAUAACUUUACCUGUCAUUGAAGAUUCUACUGAUUUCCGUCAUGAUAAUGUUUGUAACUAUGUGUUGAAUUUUGUAUGUUUUAAGCAACUAUGUAUAUGUUGUUUACUAAUAUUGAUUGCAUCUUCAAGUAA